AUGCUCGCCCGCCGCCCCCGACCCCCGACCCCUCGGGCCGCCCCGGCUGCGGGCUGCUGCGAGCCGGGCUGGCGGGACGUGGGGGAGGCGCGCGGCGCGGCGCGGGGAGCGAGUAUGGCUUCCAUUUUGCCUGCUUCUAAUAGAUCCAUGAGGCCUGACAAGAAUGCAUAUGAGAGAAGAAAGUCUGUGUAUGUGAAGAAUCCACACCUGGAUGCCAUGGAUGAAGACAUCCUCUAUCACUUGGAUUUAGGAACCAAAACACACAACCUACCAGCAAUGUUUGGAGACGUAAAGUUUGUCUGCGUUGGUGGGAGCCCGAACAGAAUGAAGGCAUUUGCUCAGUUUAUGCACAAGGAACUCCGGUUGGAGGGAGAUGAAGAAGACAUUGACGACAUCUGCGCUGGGACAGACAGAUACUGCAUGUUCAAAACAGGCCCGGUGCUCUCCCUCAGUCAUGGGAUGGGCAUCCCCUCCAUUUCUAUUAUGCUCCACGAACUCAUCAAAUUACUCCACCAUGCACGCUGCUGUGAUGUUACCAUCAUCAGAAUUGGAACGUCAGGGGGAAUUGGGAUUGCGCCAGGCUCUGUUGUAAUAACAGACACAGCUGUAGACUCCUUCUUCAAGCCUCGGUUUGAGCAGGUCAUCUUGGAUAACGUGGUCACGCGAAGCACCGAGCUUGACAAAGAACUGGCUAAUGAUUUGUUCAACUGUAGCAGAGAAAUCCCCAGUGUGCCAACCCUCAUCGGACACACGAUGUGUACCUACGACUUUUAUGAAGGCCAAGGCCGCCUAGAUGGAGCAUUGUGUUCCUUUUCCAGAGAGAAAAAGCUAGACUACUUGAAGAGAGCCUACAGAGCUGGAGUCAGGAACAUUGAAAUGGAAUCGACGGUGUUCGCAGCUAUGUGUGGGCUGUGUGGCCUGAGAGCUGCUGUGGUCUGUGUGACACUUCUUGACAGACUCGAGAGUGACCAAAUCAAUUUGUCUCAUGAUGUCCUGGUGGAGUACCAACACCGGCCACAGCUCCUAAUCUCAAAUUUCAUCAAAAAACAGCUUGGACUUUGUGACCAGAUGUCAUAACUCCGAAUCCCGCCGCUCUCCUGAGAGUUGGUACACAGAGCUGCAAGGAUGGAGCCAUGUGUUGUUCAUAACAUUUUUAUGUAAUUCUCAUUCUUGGGCUAAAAUCAUAAAAGAUUUUUAUG
Molecule: messenger RNA, 1199 nt
Organism: Mastomys coucha (southern multimammate mouse)
Lineage: Eukaryota; Metazoa; Chordata; Mammalia; Rodentia; Muridae
Gene: Upp2
Product: uridine phosphorylase 2
Exons: 8
Coding region: 1-1077 (358 amino acids)
Biological process (GO): uridine catabolic process; nucleotide catabolic process
Cellular component (GO): cytoplasm; cytosol
Molecular function (GO): uridine phosphorylase activity
Source: RefSeq, a predicted model, not a curated record